CGGAAGUCGGGGGGCGUGCCCUCUAGACAUGCUACUGCGCAGGGCCAAGGUGCCAUUGGGUGCUGGCUGCGUGGGUUGCGGCGCUGAUUUCUGCCUGCCUCUUGAGCUGAGCGGCGCGUUUCAUGGGUGGGUGCUGCUGAGAGACGGACGUAGAGACGCCCCAUCCCGGGGCUCGUCGGAUGGAAGCGCAGGGUGGCCUGGAAGGACUCCGGUCCGGAGUAUUGUCCCGCCGCGCAGGGCGGGCUCCACGCGUUUUUGGCUGGGCGCUCCCCACAGCUGUGCUCUGUGGCUACGGCUUCUUCGCCAAUUUACGGCCGUCGGAGCCUUUCCUUACGCCCUAUUUGUUGGGAUCGGACAAGAACCUCACCGAGACCCAGGUCUUCAAUGAAAUUUACCCAGUAUGGACUUACUCUUAUUUGGUGCUGCUGUUCCCUGUCUUCCUGGCAACAGACUAUCUUCGAUACAAGCCUGUAAUCCUUCUACAAGGACUAAGCCUUAUAAUGACAUGGUUUAUGCUGCUUUAUGCGGAAGGACUGCUGGCUAUUCAGUUCCUGGAAUUCUUCUACGGACUGGUGACUGCCACGGAAAUUGCCUAUUAUUCCUAUAUCUAUAGCGUCGUGGACCUAACCUUGUACCAAAAAGUCACAAGCUACUGUCGAAGUGCUGCCCUUGUGGGUUAUACCGUGGGCUCUGUUUCUGGACAAAUCCUGGUGUCUGUUGCUCACUGGUCUCUGUUCAGUUUGAAUGUGAUCUCGCUCAUCUCUGUAUCUGUUGCCUUUGCCAUGGCCUGGUUUCUGCCCAUGCCACAGAAAAGUCUUUUCUUUCAUCAUCCCCCAAACACCCAGGUCAGUAAGGAAAUGAAGGUUGUAGAGUGUAAAAAUGGAACAGUCGCCCGAGAUGAUCCUGCCUUAAAGAGGGUUCCUGGGUGGGAAGAUGUUGAAUUGAAGGUUCCUUUAAAUCUAGAAGAGCAUCCUGCAGAGCAGCAGGAGGAGAAGGUGGAUAUUUUGAAAGUAAUCAAAGAGCUCUGGCAGGACUUCCUGCAGUGUUACUCGUCCCGGCCUCUGCUGUGUUGGUCUGUGUGGUGGGCAUUGUCAACAUGUGGUUACUUCCAAAUCAUAAACUACGCUCAAGGCCUGUGGGAAAUGGUGCUACCUUCUCAGAGCUCUGAGAUCUAUAAUGGUGGUGUGGAGGCUGCUUCCACACUAUUAGGAGCUGUGGCUGUAUUUGUUGCAGGCCACAUAAAGACAUCUUGGGCUACUUGGGGUGAGAUAGCCUUAGCCAUGUUCUCCCUCUUCAUUGCUGCGGCUGUGUAUAUUAUGGAUACUGUUCGUAACAUCUGGGUGUGCUACGCUUCCUACAUAGCAUUCCGGAUUGUAUAUAUGCUGCUUAUCACAAUUGCAACGUUCCAAAUCGCAAAAAAUUUAAGUGUUGAGCGCUAUGCACUUGUUUUUGGUGUCAAUACUUUCGUUGCCCUGGCCUUGCAGACGAUGCUCACAUUGAUUGUUGUUGAUGCAAAGGGGCUUGGGCUGGACAUAUUCACACAGUUCAUGAUCUAUGCUGCUUACUUUGCUGCCAUAUCGGUAAUGUUCUUGAUCAGUGGGAUAUGCAGUAUUAUCAAGAAUUACUGGAGGAAGGAAAGGAGGAGAAAUGAAUCUACAGCCAACAGUGCUUAAAAUGCCUAAUAUAGACUUGUUCAGCACUUGUGUCAGGGAUCUAUUUAAAUAUGCUGGUUCCUAUUUAUUAAUAUAUUCAAAUGCUGUUAUUUCAAGACUGUUAUCUAAAUUGUCCUUGAUCUAUAUUUGUACUAUAUUAGUAGUAUAAAUUAGAAACUGAAUGUGUUUAACUAUAUCUUACAUAAGUAAGAACUUUAUAUGUAAUAUACUGGUCUCAGAUAAUGCCUUUCUAGUGAAAACUACAUAUCUAGAGAAAGUCAGAAGCAUGCUUAAGGCUUGCCAAUUGCGUCCUGUAACAGAGAAGCCCAUAAAGCAGCCAUUGAAGUGAAGGUAAUUGUUGAAACUUGCCGAGUCCAUCCUGUCACAGUGCUCUUGGUGAGCCAGGUCGAAAUGUGAGGAAGUAGUCAAGAAGUGGAAACAAUGGCAGCCUUCAAGUCAAGUUGGACAUAGAAGCAGAAGAAUACUACCCAGGCUGGUAGAUGCAAACUCAUGAAUAUUAAAUAGACUCCUCAUACAUACGCACAAACAUUUUUCACAAUGUAGUAGGUCCUGUCUUGUCUGCAUUUUGUAUUUAUAAAGGCUUAAAUUUCUUUGAUUACCCUUACCCAACUAGUUUAAGUAGAUUAAUUAACCUGCUGACUACAUGUCCAUCUCUGUUCAUAAAUCAUAUGGAGCAACCUACCUAGGUUCAGAUGUGGCUUGUUCUUAAAAUCUUAGUUAUCCCUUGUAGGCUUUGUUGAACUCCUCCACAAACUUUCUUAACAUCUAGGAAAAUGAACUGACAUGAUGACAGCAUUGUUUUCCAUAGCCCAUUCAAAUAAUACAAUCUCCCUUGAUUGCCAUUUCUGCCUAUUGCUAAGUUGUAUUCCAACUGUGGCAAAAAUGCAUUUGACAACCCUGGCAUCUGAUUUGACAUCUUGUUGAUUGUUUCCUUUGAUUUUUCACUAGUAAUUGGGUUGUCUGAUGUCUCUUAAAAGCGUUGUUUCUUAGUGUGAACUACUUGGGGCUUUUCAGCCUUUUAAAGCUUUUUUUAAAAUGAGGGAAAUAAUAGGACAGUUUUUCAUAAUAAGAAAAGUUCUGAAGAAUUACAAUAUCAGAUUCUGUCUUUUCCUCCAUUGUAGGGUGGAUGUUGUGUGGGUUACACUGAGAGGCUUUUGCAUGGCUUGUGUUUGUAAAUGUCUUGGGGAGCAGGGAUGCUGCUAAGUUACAUGUUUCAUUUCUCAUCCUUUCCAUGUGCAGUUAUUUUGGCCAUAGUUAUUUCCUGUCUUUUGCAAAAGUGAGGGUUGAACAAAUCCAUAACAAGAAGGACUUGCCUGAGGGUUGCAGUGAUAUUUCCUGGCUAGUUGCUAAGGAUAUUAGACCAUAUAAUGGGACUGUUGUCAGUGCUACACACUUCAACAUGACAAGCACUUUUAUGUAGCUGAAAGCCACAUAUAGGUUAUCACAUGUGGUGACUGCACAUUGCAUCCAGCUGGGUAUACACACUUUGCUUCCUGGUGCAUGUAAAUCUAGCAAAUUCCAUGUAACUUUCAAGGUGGAUGUGCUUUCCAAGUAGGAAAAGCAUAGUGUAUGACCUAAGAGCCCCAUGUGAAGUAGGCAUGUGGUACUUGUUUAUCUAGUGCUGUCUCUGAUGCAUUAAAAUUAAAUGAAGGAAAUGGGAAGAAUGGAAGGAUGUUCAAAAUAAGUAUAGGUGUUUUUAUCUGUGAUUACAAAGUUCCAUUUUAUUCCUGGAUUUACAAUACUGAGCUUGGUGAUCACAUAUGAAAUUUAGAUUUGAUAUAAUACCUAAAGCAUGCCACUGCCCCCAAGUACAGUGAGUUGAAACCUGGAUUUUAAUUUUAAACAUGGUCCCCUUUGGAGGCAACUGAAUGAAAAUUCAGAAAGAAGAAAUAGCUAUUCUUAGAUAAAUUUGGACAAAUUUCUUCACAUCUUAAGAUUUUUAUAGUUACUUUUGUGGUGAAAUCCAUAUUGCAAAUCUAACAUCUAAACUGAUCCAACAGACAUUAGGUUUCUAGGUACCAGGUGACGGGAGCCUAAUAAGUCACAAGACCAUCCAUCCAGAUACCAUAAGGUAAUUUUUACCAUUUGCUCAAGCUGAGGAGGAAACAGCUGUGUGAAUCUAUCUUGAUGUAUUCUCUAAACAAAAACUUGAAAACAUUGUUAACAGGAAAGUGACAACUUACCUAUAUCAGAAACGUAGAAAGGAGGAUUGGGUAACGAAAAGAGGAAGCUGAACUAACAAUCAAGUAGCAGAUAAUAUUUUCUUACCUCUUGAUCCAGAUGUGACAUUAAUUUCAUAGAUGUAGUUAACAUGCAUUUUAAAAUAUAAAAAGCUAUUGAGGUGAAACCGGAGCAGCCUUGGGACUGUGAAGUUGAACUCUUGUUCCAAAUGAUAGGUUCCCAACAAAAAAUAACUUUUAAUACCAUUUCAGGGGAAGCCUUUGUUGGUGUCAAUAGGAGCUUCCCUUGAUAUGCAAAUAGCGUUUUUUGCAGAGGUUAUUUUUGUUGGGACCUCUGCAGGGAGAGAGUUAAACUCCAUCUCCCUGCUUCCAGAGUCCCAAGGCUUCUCAGGCUUUCCCUCAGCUGCUAUUUACAUUGCAAGUAUGAAUGUUAAAGUAAAAUUGCACAUCUAUGUCUAGAUUGGCCCUCUGUGUUCUGAGGGAACUGAAAUAACUAGAAAACCUCAUAUGUAGGCCAAUCCUGUUAAUAGAAGGUAGAUUACCAAGAUGUCUUCCUUGCCUAAGAAUUGUCUUGUAGUAGUUUGUAUAGGUUGAUUGUGCUACACCAAUCCAGUCUGGUGAAUGUAAGCCUGGUAACGAUUCCAGGUUCUGUUGUGACAUAGGAAAACUUUAUUAUGUCCAAGUUGUAAAGCUAUUUUUUUAAUCAAAUAAAAUUAUUUUAUGAUAUUCUUAUAA
This is a messenger RNA of Rhineura floridana, 4588 nucleotides long. It is a transcript of the gene SLC19A2, whose product is annotated as solute carrier family 19 member 2. The record is from RefSeq and is a predicted model, not a curated record. The transcript is spliced from 6 exons. Gene Ontology annotation, molecular function: vitamin transmembrane transporter activity. Bases 180 to 1673 code for a protein of 497 amino acids. Gene Ontology annotation, cellular component: plasma membrane. Gene Ontology annotation, biological process: vitamin transport; transmembrane transport. NCBI's taxonomy places the organism in Eukaryota, Metazoa, Chordata, Lepidosauria, Squamata, Rhineuridae.